Capsella rubella is the source of this 634-nucleotide messenger RNA. RefSeq lists its product as uncharacterized. Bases 80 to 478 code for a protein of 132 amino acids. Lineage: Eukaryota; Viridiplantae; Streptophyta; Magnoliopsida; Brassicales; Brassicaceae. The record is from RefSeq and is a predicted model, not a curated record. The transcript has 2 exons.
UAUACAAUUCUCAAAGAAAUCUCUUGAACAAAAAAAAAAAUAACUCAAAAAUCAUUUUAUUCUAAUCCAUUAUUUUCCCAUGGCUUCCUCUCCUAAAAUCACCAAUAUACCUUACAAGAGGCUUUCUCUAGAAGAUGAUGUCUUCGGCCAAACAACAAGAAGAUCGUCACUAUAUUCUUACAGGUUCAGGAGAGUGGUGUCGUUGGGAGGAAGAAGGAGGAUUAGGGUAAGAGUAAAAAUCCGGAGACUAAGGGGAUUUGUGAGGAAGAAAGCGAGUAGGGUUAAGCUUGGAAUCUUGAAGAUACUAAAGAGGUUGAAGGAGAGUCAAUCACACUUUGGUGAUCUCUUUGCUGGUAAUUACCUCUUCAUGCAAGUUAAUCCUUCUUCUCUUAACGCUAAGUAUGUUUUCGACAAAUCUUUUCAAGGCCAAAAUGGUAACUUGCCCUCUAAAUUAUCUUUUCCUAGAGUUCUUAUGUAAAGCCAGAUGAAAAUACAUCAACUAGUAUAGUUUCUGUGGGUUUUUUUUUCUCUUUCUAGUUACAUAUGUGGCUAUGUGUCUGAUUUGUAAUUUCUUUGCAAAGGAAAUAAAAAAUACGAUAUAAUGGUUAGUACUUAAAAUUCACACUUGUUUUAA